GACGUAGUUACUUUGGUCCUUUUUUGCGCGAACCGCAGAGACUGAGGGAGACAGAACUAGGCGCGGUAACCGACUUGCCUUGCAGGAGAAGAGCAUCACCACUAAGGCACUUUGACUAUCUUCAGUCUUCUAAAAUGGCCACGCCCGAUGAUAUUCAGGUGAAGGAGCUGGACAAACGUGCCUCAGGCCAGGCCUUCGAAGUCAUCCUGAACCCCUCCUCUCAGGAGGCCAGGGGCGACUUCCCCCUGUCCACCCCAAAGAAGAAGGACCUGUCUCUGGAGGAGAUCCAGAGGAAGCUCGAGGCCGCGGAGGAGAGGCGCAAGACCCAUGAAGCCGAGGUCCUGAAGCACUUGGCCGAUAAGCGCGAGCAUGAGAAGGAGGUUCAGGCCAAAGCCAUGGAGGAGAGCAGCAACUUCAGCAAAAUGGCCGAGGAGAAGCUCAACCAGAAGAUGGAGGCCAACAAGGAGAAUCGCACGGCGCGCAUGCAGGCCAUGAACGACAAGUUCAAGGAGAAGGAUAAAAAACUGGAAGAGGUGCGACGGAACAAAGAAAACAAAGACGAAGAGGAGGAGAACUGAACUUUCCGGAAUUGGGAAGUGCGGGGUAUAUAUGGGUUUUUUUUACAUUUCCUAAGAGGAGUUCUCUCUUUUUCUCCCUUCCAUUCCGUGGCCAGUAUUGUUUUGUUUCGGUUUUGUUCACUGCUGUCCCUGGAAGGAAAAGAAGAUCAAAUGAAUUUCCUCUUUAUUUUCCCUGUUUCUGAGUAUGCUCAAGAUGAUUUGUCUCGUGGAUUUUGCUUGUCGUGUUGCAUCAGUUUUCCUGUUUGCCGAAUUGUCAAAUUGCAACGUUUGACCUUCAGUAAUUCAGUACUUUUACCCAAGAGAAAGCAUGUCACUAUGCAUUGAUCCUUAACCUUAUCUAAUAACACAGUGCAAGUUGGUAAUAUGUUACUAGAGCUAAAUAAAGUAGCACAGGAUAUGUAUUUUGACUUCACCGUAAAUUACAGUAUGUUACAGCUAUGUUGUGAUAUAUGAUAAAUGUUCUACUCUGCUAAUUACUCUGCCAAUCCUUUUUUGCUUUUCCUUUUUGUGGGGGGUCUGCAUGUAGGGGGUGGGGGAGUUUAGGGGUUCAGUAUCAAAGCAUCUAAGCACAUGACUUGCCCAAGAAGUUACCCAGAAGGCUUCCGUGCAGAUGAGAGGAAAUGGAGAACACAUCGAAGGCAACAGCAAUACACUUUGUGGCAAAUUUGUGCGUUACUAGUUUGCUUAUCCCGUGUACUAAAAAAUGCUAAUAAAAAACUUGGGUUGUUUUUGUGAAA
Molecule: messenger RNA, 1315 nt
Organism: Conger conger (European conger)
Lineage: Eukaryota; Metazoa; Chordata; Actinopteri; Anguilliformes; Congridae
Product: stathmin-like
Exons: 5
Coding region: 135-578 (147 amino acids)
Biological process (GO): regulation of microtubule polymerization or depolymerization; microtubule depolymerization; neuron projection development
Cellular component (GO): neuron projection; cytoplasm
Molecular function (GO): tubulin binding
Source: RefSeq, a predicted model, not a curated record